AUGCCAUCGCUCCACAAGCAGUGGUCGGCAGACGACGUGCUGUCUGGCAGUUCAGCAAUAAACAAACCUGAGCGAAGGGCAAGAUCGGCUUCUCCCACGAAGCAAAGGCCACUUUCACAUAACUUUGAUUUCCAGAGCCUUCUUCCGUCGAUAGGUCUGCCCAAUAUUCAUGACGAGAUUGCUUCUAAGGUGUCUAACGGCUCGUUAUCACCCGAGCAAAUCAGACGCUUAUCGAGGUCACCCAUAGCAAAGAAGCUUCACAUUUCCAGUUCCCAGUACGCUCUUCCCAUUCCAUUUAAGUUGCAAUUGCCACCUAAGCUUAGCACCAGGUCGGCUCCACCUUCGCCAGAGCCUUCCAGAGGCAGAACGGCUCACAACAUGAACCCUUCCGAGAAAGAGCUUCCUGCUUCGCCUUCGAGGUUUAGCCCCAAGAAGCUCGUGUUUAACGGAGCAGCAUACGAAGCAGCCGAUUCUUCCGAGUCUGAACUGGAAUUGUCUUUCUUGAAGCCUUCUUUGCCCCAGAAACCACCUGCUACCAUGUCUAACAGACGGAAGGUUGCUCGGUUCGCCCAGAAACACCAGUCAAUGCCUCUGGACCAGUUAAGUAUGAUCGAGGAAGCUUCGAAUGCUGGCAGUGCCAACUCUCGUGCCUCGAGUUUACGCCAGAAAGAGUUGCCUACCCUCCCCAAGACAAACCUGGCGAUGUCUUUGCAAACUCAGGACCUUCCACCAUCACCUACUUCACAACGGACCAGAAAUGUUCUGCGGAAACCUCCUCCCGAGUUACGGCUGCCAAUGCCUGUCUCGCUUUCCAAACCAGAGUUGGACUUGGUUCCUCCGCCUCCACCUCCAAUCCAGCUUCCUACAUCUGCUCUGGCUCCUGUACUCUCUGAAAAAGCAUUUGAAUCUUCAGCCGACUCGAGCUUUAAUGUACCAAAGAAGCUUGAAACUCGUGUUGUUACUGAAGCUCCUCGCAGACGUCCCGACGCUCGUCUUUCUCAGGGUGAGAUCAAUGUAUUCCCUACCACACCAGAACCCACUCUCGAGAAGACCACGCCGCCACAACCUAAGGUCACUGAGGAGCCUUUGGAGAUGUUUCCUCGUACUCCUGUCGAGUCCGAGGAAUCCGAGGAUGCUGCUACCCCUAGGUCGACCCUUCCUCACAGCCAUGCAUGCCACCAUAACCUCAACCUUGGUGAAGAGUCAUAUUUGAAGAUCUACAAGAGAAGCUUUUCAGACGAAUCUAAAGUAUCUUCUGUCAGCUCGUUUAGCUCAGUUGGAGACGCACUCAAUCUUAAUCAUGACCCAGCUAUGAGGUCUUUCAACCGUGACCAAACUGCCCUUUCCGUGAAUGUCGCCAAAUACCUUAGGGACAAUCCUACGAGAGGAGCCUCCAUUGCAUCUUCUAGGUCAGACGCAAGUACGUCGUCCUGGGACUCUAUUCAAAAAAGCGUUGACUUCAGCAUCCGUGAUUCCGCUUCAGCAUCUGAAAGAUCGUCAUUAUCAACUAGGUCUACCUCGAGCAAAGGAAAGAGAGACUUUAGCAAAGAACUUCCUCCACCUCCCGAAGAACUUGAAUACGAAGAUGACAGUCUUAAUGACCAGUUUGAGGUCCCUCGGGAACUCAACAUCUCCAAGAAGAGCAGUGCUGCAUCCCUGGUACCCGUUCCAGUGUCGAAGAAUGUUGAAGGGCCAAUUGAACAAGAGCUUGAUUUGGAAGAGUCGGCUACUGAAGACAAUGACAAAUCAUCAAACUCUCUCGAUGAUGGUAACAGUGGCGUUGGAAGAGGUUUCAGCUUCCCUAAUGACAUGUCUAAUAUCACGAAUAGCGAGGAAGCCAGAAAGCGUUUAGAGCAACAGAGAUUGCAGAAUACCAGGGUGUCAAGGAAGAGCUCUAGAAGGUCAUCUCGCCAGAUAGAGAUACCCAACCUUGACGACCUCGACAGUCUUCUGAGUUACAAGAUUCUGGAAACAAGGCACAACGGAGUGAGCUUUAAUGACCUACAAAAUGUCAAGCUUCAUGGGGUCGAGAAAGACAAAGACAAUGCAUCAGAUAUCGAGCCAAUUGGGGUACCAAGUCAGGCUGCCAAGAAGCACUUCAGUUCAAUGUAUGGUUCCAAGGACUCGUCGGGCUCCGAAUCAGAUUCUUCGUUUGAAUCGAAUGCUAAGUCAGAACCAAGAAAGCCACUCAGCUCACCUGCCAAGCAGAUGCCAUCAAGCUUCUCUCUCGGGGCCAUCGCCAGCAGGAAGUCUCCAAUCCGUCAUGCUCGUCACCGCCUGAUGUAUAACUUCGAUUUUGCUGAACUCUAUCAAGAGCCUUCACCUCAAAGCAGCAUUAACAGCGGCCAACAGGCACGCAAGCACAAGAUGUCCAAGUCUGUCUCGGUACCUCUGGAGGUAUCGAAAGAGGCUGCAUCAGAAGCAUCUCUGCAUGAUAGAGAACUCACCAAGUCCACACCGCCUGUGGAAAAGACACAGCCAAUUGAAGAGGUAGACCAGUCGCUUAACAUUGUUGUUGCGGAACCACCCAAAAAGGUCCAAUACGCUGUUGAUUUCAAGGAUGCGUCCUCACCAAAGAAACCUGAAUCAGCUCCAUUCGGCAAUAACUUCGAUUCCGAUUAUUAUCACCAGAGCAUGAAGAGAGGCCAAUCGAGACGCAGUACCCGUCCUCCAAGUGUGCAAUCUCAGCAAAUGAGUGGCAGCUCUCAAUCCCGGUUCUCAGACUCUUUGGUUACCGCUCGUGAGACGAUAUCCACAGCUCCGUCUGAUACAGAUAGCAUCACCAUCGAUUUGACAAAGGAGGACUAUAAUGUUUGCAUGAUAAAGAGAAACGACUCGACUUUAUCCUAUCGCUCUAUUAUCGAGAAGCGGAACGGUAAGCCAGUCGAGGUUGUUUUGGUUGAAGAGGACGAGGAGCACCUCCCCGUGCCUAAACCAGCUCGUGAGGAUAGGGAUGACUUGCUGAGUAUCUAUUCCAGAUACAUGAAUGACUGGGAUAAGAUGAAGAUACCUGCCCGCAAAAACUCACUGAAACUGUCAACUUCAGAGGCAAGUAGUAUGAGCGGAAGUUGGGCGAACUCGGAAACAGGCUUUCAGGUAAAGACCAAAGGUUCCCACAGCCCAAUCAAGCCUCAAACGCAUAUGAGGAAGGCUACCAUGCCAAAUCUCGAAUCAUUCACCAAGACAGACACUCCUAAGUCGCCUUCAAAGAGAAUACAGCUGACACCAAAACUUGGUUACCACAAUUUGCCCAACUCGGAUGGAAGUUAUAAUAGAGGGAACAGUAUCAACUAUUUUGAUUACAAUGGUACUGAGAAAUACGACUUUGAGUCAUUCAUGAAGCAAAGGCUAUGA
Molecule: messenger RNA, 3354 nt
Organism: Candidozyma haemuli
Lineage: Eukaryota; Fungi; Ascomycota; Pichiomycetes; Serinales; Metschnikowiaceae
Exons: 1
Coding region: 1-3354 (1117 amino acids)
Source: RefSeq, a predicted model, not a curated record